AAAAGGACAGGCCCUCGCAGAGAGAAGGACAGCGAGGGAAGUCUAAACACUUACGAGCAGCAAGCCUGGCGGCCUACGAAAGCCCAGGGGGCGGGGGACCGACCUCCAGCGCAAGCGCAGCACUCUGCCCCGCCCCCUCGCCCGUGCUUCCGGCUGCUCCUUUCUGCAUCCGGGGCACGAAAACUCCUCGUUAGGCCUCGGGCGGCGGCCUCUGACCGGAGCCGGAAGUGGACCCGGAGCCAGGCGGAGGAAGCCGGCGGCCGACCCGUCAGCAGUCUGUGGUGGUCUCGAGGGGCGGCGCCGCGCUGCUCCCAGCGAGCCGAUCCCGCGGCCAGGCGGGUAGCCGGCCCGAGGGCGCGAAGCCAUGAGGCUGUACAGCCUCAGCGUCCUGUACAAAGGCGAUGCCAAGGCGGUGCUCCUCAAAGCCGCGUACGACGUGUCCUCCUUCAGCUUCUUCCAGAGGUCCAGCGUUCAGGAAUUCAUGACCUUCACAAGUCAGCUGAUUGUGGAGCGCUCCUCGAAAGGCAGCAGAGCUUCUGUCAAGGAACAAGAAUAUCUGUGCCAUGUCUACGUGAGAAACGACAGUCUGGCGGGAGUGGUCAUUGCUGACAGUGAAUACCCAUCCCGGGUGGCGUUUACCUUGCUGGAGAAGGUACUAGACGAAUUCUCCAAGCAGGUCGACAGGAUAGACUGGCCAGUUGGAUCCCCCGAUACCAUCCAGUACACAGGCCUGGACGGUCACCUCAGUAGAUACCAGAACCCCCGAGAAGCUGACCCCAUGACUAAAGUGCAGGCUGAACUAGAUGAGACCAAAAUCAUCCUGCACAACACCAUGGAGUCUUUGUUAGAGCGAGGCGAGAAGCUAGAUGACCUGGUGUCCAAAUCCGAAGUGCUGGGAAUACAGUCUAAAGCCUUCUAUAAAACGGCCCGGAAGCAAAACUCAUGCUGUGCGAUCAUGUGACAGCAGCCGGCAGAGGCCCCUGCGCUGGAACGCCACCGUCACUCACAUCGGAACUGCAGCCCCCAGGGAGCAGACCCACCGUGGAACAACCCGAGUGGGACAGACUCAACUUUGGCUUUGGAGCUCGUGGGAGGAACCGAAGGGUGGAAGGGACCUGGGGGUGGGGAAUGUUCAGAUUCACAUGUCUAGUAAUUUGAGGCCCCCUAAACGUGUAUUUUGGGGCCGAAUGAAACCAUAAAGCUCAGUGACUCC
Molecule: messenger RNA, 1213 nt
Organism: Lipotes vexillifer (Yangtze River dolphin)
Lineage: Eukaryota; Metazoa; Chordata; Mammalia; Artiodactyla; Lipotidae
Gene: YKT6
Product: YKT6 vesicular SNARE protein
Exons: 7
Coding region: 365-961 (198 amino acids)
Biological process (GO): endoplasmic reticulum to Golgi vesicle-mediated transport
Cellular component (GO): Golgi apparatus
Molecular function (GO): SNAP receptor activity
Source: RefSeq, a predicted model, not a curated record